UGAAUUAAAUAUAGACGUGUGUUAACUAACAACAUGAAGACUUGUGUAACAUGUUCUGUUAUUUGGUUGUUUACUCUGUUUUGCUAUAUAGAUGCUGCAUUUCGUUGUGACUACAAGUACAGUACUGAAGCGAAUGGUUGGUUCAAACAUGUCGUCAUACCAGCUACUUGGGCCGACGCACGGCUGCACUGCAUGUUGGAAGGUGCAACACUGGCUUCACCAGUCAACUCACAAAUCAGUGCCGACAUGCAGUUCAUCUUGAAGUCUUCCGGGUCGAAAUCAGAAAUCUUUACUGGAAUUCACGCGACUUUUUCACGAAGCAACUCGUAUUAUACUAUCGAAGGUAUACCUCUUGGUGAAAUUCCGGUAGUUUGGGCUGAGAAUGAGCCAAAUAAUGCUGGGAAUAAUGAACACUGUAUCACGUUUAACGUGAAUGGCGAAGUGGCUGACAGAUCCUGUCAUGAGACUCGACCUUACAUCUGCUUCCGUUCAGGCGAACAGAAGACUGAGAUCAAUGCAUGCGGGACUGUAGAUCCAGAAUACAAAUUUGAUUCAAGAACAGGCUCCUGCUAUAAGCUCCACACAGUACCUCGCACAUUCAGUCGUGCAAACUUCGCGUGUUCUGCUGAAGGCGGUCGUCUAGCCAUAAUCAACAGUCAAGAAGAAUCUACAGUAUUGUGGGAACUCUUCGCAAAAUACCCAUAUGCAACGAUGAUCGGAACUUUCUGGAAAGACGAUGCCUUUAUUGGUUUACAUGACUGGGGUGAAUCUGGUGACUGGAGAACCAUCAAUGGUCAAACGUUGGCAGAAGCUGGAUUCAAAACGUUUUAUGGUGGAGAGCCAAAUAAUGCCACUACAGGAGAAUCGUGUGGAACCUUCCAUCGUACCGGUUACCUCAGAGACUAUUUGUGUGAGAAUCCUAUACCAUUCAUCUGUGAGAAAAAUCCAAAAUAUCCACCUGUGUGUCGUAAAUCGGAACUAGAACCUGAAUUUGAUGCUAAUAGCUUCUAAGAAGUCAUUUUAACCGACUUAUAUACAUUCUUAAAAAUAUUCAUAUUCCGUUGAUUCUGCUCUGAAAGUUUGAUUAAAAUAAAUGAAAUUUAU
Spodoptera litura is the source of this 1104-nucleotide messenger RNA. RefSeq names its product macrophage mannose receptor 1-like. The record is from RefSeq and is a predicted model, not a curated record. NCBI's taxonomy places the organism in Eukaryota, Metazoa, Arthropoda, Insecta, Lepidoptera, Noctuidae.